Molecule: messenger RNA, 565 nt
Organism: Haliotis rubra (blacklip abalone)
Lineage: Eukaryota; Metazoa; Mollusca; Gastropoda; Lepetellida; Haliotidae
Exons: 2
Coding region: 79-387 (102 amino acids)
Source: RefSeq, a predicted model, not a curated record
UGGUGUUGAUGAUUCUUUGUUAUAAAAUGUAAUAAAUAUUAUAACAUGGGGUUCUAAAAAGAAUAUGAGUUUAAUAGAAUGAAUCUUUUUCAGAGUAUCACUGACAGCCUAAAUGCUGGGGGUUCAGUGAAAAGGACCAAAGAAGAAAUCGAAAAGAAGUGGAAGAAUAUGAAAAGCAGCGGAAAGAAGAGUUACUCAACCUUCCACAGGGCGACAACAACUACUGGCGGCGGUCCUCCACCAACACCACUCAGUCCUGUUACUGACAAUGUCAUUGACGUCAUUGGGAGAGAAAAUGAAAUCCUAACAGGGAUUAAUCAGACCAUGGACUCCACAAUGCUGCAAAUCUUGAAUAUGCAACCAGCUCAACAAGGGUAUGUGACAUAGGAAAUUAAAUGUGUCAAUACAGAAAUGUAAAAGUAAUAUAUUCUGAUUAAGAAAAGCCAAAAUUAAAUGAAUCAAUUAGGAUUAAGGAUAUCAAAAAGUAUACACAAAUGUAUAAUGUAAUGAAGUAACAGUUAACAUUGUAACAAAUAUCAAUAUUCAUUAUUAUAAUUUCAAUAUU